CAACGAACCGACGACCCAUAAUCCACCACCCGCCCCGAAAGAACAGCGAAGAUGAAGUUCCUCAAGGUCGGACGCGUUGUCAUCAUCACCAGGGGCCGCUAUGCGGGCAAGAAGUGCGUGAUCAUCUCGCCGCUUGACAACGGCACCAAGUCGCACCCCUUCCCCCACGCCCUCGUCGCCGGCAUCGAGCGCUACCCCUCCAAGGUCACCCGCCGCAUGUCGAAAACCAAGCAGGCCAAGAAGAGCAAGGUCAAGCCCUUCAUCAAGCAGGUCAACUACACCCACCUGAUGCCCACGCGCUACACGAUCGAGCUCGAGACCCUCAAGGGCGUCGUGUCCAACGACACAUUCAAGGAGGUUUCGCAGAGGGAGGAUGCCAAGAAGCAGGUCAAGAAGGCGUUUGAGGAGCGAUACCAGUCGGGCAAGAACAGGUGGUUCUUCACCCCGUUACAGUUCUAG
Molecule: messenger RNA, 459 nt
Organism: Periconia digitata
Lineage: Eukaryota; Fungi; Ascomycota; Dothideomycetes; Pleosporales; Periconiaceae
Source: the annotation of a GenBank genome assembly